AUGCAGACAUACCUUCUUUCCCAGCAAUUUAGGCCUUUGGCAGAAAAUUUCACAGCUUGUCCAGCAAAUGCUACUAUUUGCAAUGGCACAUCUUGUGUGUUACCAGAAGAUACUUUUAAUCAAACUUUGAGCACAGUUUUAAGUACUGUUCUAACAAUCAUGCUGGCUUUGGUGAUGUUUUCCAUGGGCUGCAAUGUGGAACUUCAGUUAUUCUGGAACCACAUAAAAAGACCCUGGGGUAUUUUAGUGGGCUUCCUUUGCCAGUUUGGAAUUAUGCCUCUCGUAGCCUUUUUGUUGUCCCUGGUCUUUAACGUGCUUCCUAUUCAAGCUGUCGUGGUGAUGAUCAUGGGAUGCUGUCCAGGAGGCACAGCCUCCAAUGUCAUUGCCUACUGGUUGGAUGGAGAUAUGGACCUAAGCAUCAGCAUGACAACUUGCUCCACAAUACUUGCAAUGGGAAUGAUGCCACUUUGCCUCUUUCUUUACACCAAGAUGUGGACUGAUUCUAGUGCCAUUGUACUCCCCUACCAGAGCAUCGGUAUUUCACUGGUGUCUCUUUUAAUUCCUGUUUCAGUUGGAAUGUAUGUUAACCACAAAUGGCCUACUAAAGCAAAAAUUAUACUUAAGGUCGGUUCCAUUGUGGGAGCAAUCCUCAUUGUGCUCAUUGCUGUGGUUGGGGGAAUACUCUACAAAGGCUCAUGGAUUAUCUCACCCAAAUUAUGGAUCAUUGGCACCAUAUUUCCAGCAAUUGGUUAUUUUCUGGGAUUUUUGCUGGCACGCAUGUCUGGUCUGUCUUGGCGCAGAUGUCGUACAGUGUCUCUGGAAACAGGCUUCCAAAACACCCAACUAUGUUCAACUAUAGUACAGCUCUCAUUCACUUCAGAACAACUUGAACUGAUGUUUACUUUCCCACUCAUCUACAGCAUUUUCCAGCUGGUGCUUGCACUACUAAUUUUAGGAGCCUACCGUAUUUACAGAAGACACAAAGUCAAAACAUCAACAGAUGCAGAGAAAACAGAGGAAAAAGAGGAUUCAAAAUCACCAUCACAUGCCAAAAUAAAUGGAGGCUUUGUAUCAAAUGAGACCAAAUAG
Molecule: messenger RNA, 1089 nt
Organism: Colius striatus (speckled mousebird)
Lineage: Eukaryota; Metazoa; Chordata; Aves; Coliiformes; Coliidae
Gene: SLC10A2
Product: solute carrier family 10 member 2
Exons: 6
Coding region: 1-1089 (362 amino acids)
Biological process (GO): bile acid and bile salt transport
Cellular component (GO): apical plasma membrane
Molecular function (GO): bile acid:sodium symporter activity
Source: RefSeq, a predicted model, not a curated record